GUGAGAGCCCGGCCAUCGCGUUGCCGUCGGAUUAUUGUAGUACUUGUGGUGCUACUUGUAACAGGCAGUCUCAACUAUGCUGUUUUUCCGACUUUUCGCGGCGUUUUUCGGAACGGUUGCCGUGACUUCGGCCGGACUAGUGCCUACGUACACUGAUCUGCCAGUUCAAACCGCUGUCGUUGGCCAAACGUACACGGCAGCUGUGCCUGCGGUGACCGGCUUCUCGAAGACAAUCUCGUAUGGAGCGCCCACCAGUACCGUAGUCUCUGCCCCAACUGUCCAGAAGACCCUCUCGACUAUCUAUGCCGCGCCUGCCUCGAUCUCAAAGACCAUCUCAUACGCAUCGUCAGCACCGGUAUCUACAACUGUUGUAUCCGCGGUACCUACAGCAGCCGCUAGCGUUGCUGCACCAGCCGCUGCCGUUCACAAGACCUUCUCAUAUGGCCUGACCCCUGUACAGAGGGUUGUGCCGCAGACACCUGCGAAGCUUUCCUUCCACCAAGUUGUCCUUGGUAAUCGCCAACGUGAUGUUCGUGUUGAGGAAUAUCAGCGCCCCGAGCAGCUCAUCCGAAUUCAGGAGGGCGCUCAACUUCAACCUGAGGUUGUGAAAUUCAAUGUUCCUUCUGAGGAACAGGCCACGGUUCGUGUCAUCAACCGGCCUGCGCCCCCACCUAGGGUAGAGCAUGUUGUAGCUAAGAAGGGCGGUCUUCAGAUAUAUAACAUCGAGAAGCCAGCCAACCCUGCUGAUCGCGUGAUUCACAUUACCCGAGGAGCUGCUUCACCCGCUCGCGUCGAGUUCUACAGUGAAGGCCAGGACACUGCCGCCGAAAUUACUCUCUCCGACACACCAAAUCGUCCUCAUGUAAAGUACACUGGGGCCGCUUACAGUGCUCCCAUUGGCCCCGGGUCUAUUUCGUACGCUGCCCCAACUGCUGUUCCGACCACCGUCGUGGCGCCCGCUGCCCCUGCCGUCCAGAAGACCAUGUCUUAUGCUACUCCAGGAAGCAUGGUAGUUGCAACGCCAGCCGUCCACAAAACGACUUUGCAUGCUGCUCCAUGGCUUUCUUACACUGCGCCCGUUUCCGCCGUUCAGAACACUAUCCCUUAUAGUACUUCCGCCGUCCAAAACGCUUUCUUCUACGCUUCCCCCGAAGCUUCAACAGCAGUCGCUACAGCACCUGCUGUUCAGAAGACCGUCUCGUAUAAUGCUCCUGCCGUAGAGAAGACCAUUUCAUACCGGGCUCCAACGGUUCAGAACAUCCUCUCAUAUAGCGUUCCGGCUUUAGAACAGACGACUUCGUACGGAGCUGCGGGCGGAGAGCAGACGACUUCUUACGGCGCUUCAACCGCAGAAAAAGGGACUUCGUAUCCCACCAUGCAGAAGACGGCUCCCUAUAAUGCUUCCGUCGCAUCAUCUCCCUCGAAGAUAGUUUCGUAUGAAUCGGGAAACAACUACGCAAAUACGUACAAGACCACCUCGGACGAUUUCCGUCGCGCUGGUAGAAACCUGUAAAUCCCAAGCUGACAUUAACCAGGGGUCCAAUGAAAAUAAACGGUGAACACAUGGAUACAACCGUUCACCGAUUUAUUACGCGGAUUGAUUCCGUUUAGCAGAAAUAUAAUUAAACUUGAGAAAGGCAACGGUAACUCUCGGUGUUAUCACUGGUCUAAUUCUAUGUGUGAUGAUGGCCUCCUAAUGGUAUAUUCUAUCGUUUGGAAAAUGGAAACGAGAAACGAAAGCGAAAAAAAAUGGCAACUUUCUUCAUAAUCUAAUAUAAUGGACACUCAUGGCUUGCCCUC
Molecule: messenger RNA, 1800 nt
Organism: Varroa destructor (honeybee mite)
Lineage: Eukaryota; Metazoa; Arthropoda; Arachnida; Mesostigmata; Varroidae
Source: RefSeq, a predicted model, not a curated record